Molecule: messenger RNA, 4827 nt
Organism: Fomitopsis serialis
Lineage: Eukaryota; Fungi; Basidiomycota; Agaricomycetes; Polyporales; Fomitopsidaceae
Exons: 18
Coding region: 1-4827 (1608 amino acids)
Biological process (GO): error-prone translesion synthesis; double-strand break repair via homologous recombination
Cellular component (GO): zeta DNA polymerase complex; nucleus
Molecular function (GO): DNA binding; nucleotide binding; DNA-directed DNA polymerase activity
Source: RefSeq, a predicted model, not a curated record
AUGAGCAGCCCAUCACCAACCCUGCGGGUUCGGGUCAACCACAUUGACCACACUCUCGCGGCGCCUGGCCCCCUCGACAAUUCAACACUCCCUCGUGUACCGAUCAUCCGGAUAUACGGAGAAUCAUCGACUGGUCAGAAAGCAUGUGUCCAUGUCCAUCAAGCAUACCCGUAUUGCUUCGUGGAAUACCCCGGGAAGAUGAACCCGGACAGUGUGAAUCACUACAUCGCCAAACUCACUCAGUCGCUCAAUCACGCCAUUUCAAUCUCCAUGAAGCGCAACCCUCAUUCGCCGAAGUCGCAGUUCGUCCGCGCGAUCGUUCUCGCCAAGGGCGUACACUUCUACGGGUUUCAUGCCUCUUACUCUCCUUUCUUGAAAGUCCACAUCGCCGACUCUAACUUCAUGAAUCGCGCUGUCACUAUCCUGCAGUCUGGCACGGUAAUGAAGACGCGCUUUCGAGUCUACGAGAGCCACAUAAGCUUCGUCCUUCAAUUCAUGUGUGACUUUGGCCUCUACGGCUGUGGCUGGAUGGACCUCGGCGAAGUCUGGGAGCGGGGCGCUGAGGAUCCCGCCGACGAUCUAUACGAACUUGAUGACCGCAAUGAACGUGAUGAUCAUAACCGCAAGUCCGCAUUCAAAGCCUCGCCACACUUUCGCCAGUCACGGAUGCCGCUGGAAGUCGAUGUCGCCGCGCAUCAAAUCCUCAACCGACAUCGCCUCUCUGCUCGUAACAUUCACCAUCACCUAUCCAUACCAGGGCCCCCGCUUCCUUCCGAACCAUUUGUGCUCAGUGUGCGUGAACUUUGGGAAGACGAGCGCCAGCGCCGGAUUGCCAGGGGCUUGACGCCUUCUCCGGAAAUCCCUAAGGAUCCAAGCGAGAAUUCGCGGGGGAGAGGGGCCGCAUGGGUCGCCGAAGCUAGGUGGUGGGAUGAAAUCCGCAAACGUAUUGAACGAGAGCGGGGGAAAGAGAAGGUAUUGCACAGCGGACGGAGCUGGGAGAGAUGGGUAAUGACGACGUUCGAAAGCAUUGAAGCGUUGUGGGAAGAUAAGUGGAGAACCUGGAGGCCUGGACUGGCCGAAAUCGAUCCAUGCUCGGGCGUGCACGUCAACGUGCAGCACGAAGAAGCCGACGAAGUCAACCCGUAUGCCGCGUCUCAGAUGGACCGUAGAGCCUUGCCCCAAGUACCGCGAGAACCCACGACCGAGGUGGAGGUGGACGAAGAGAUGCUGUCCAGUCAAGUGAUGGCGGAUCUGGUGCGAGACGAAGACAACGAUUGGGAGAAGCUGCGUGACGGGUAUGCGGAGCAUGAUGAAGAUGUGCCAGAUGAGGAUGAAGCAGCGGAAAAUGGACCACCCCCUGAAGAUCAGCUCGCAUAUGAACGGGUGGGCAGCAACAGUCCUCAGAGAUGUUCACCGUCAAGACAUGGAAAUCGGUUUGAACAAGUAUGGCAGAAGAUCAUUGGGUACGCUCUAGUCCAUGACAUGAAGACAGACAUGACUUACCAACCGAACAUAUCUAUUGCCUUUCGGGAAGUAGAUCCCGAGAACCCGUUCGUUGUCAGCGAAGAUACGAGCCGUUCAAACGACAACAUCGGGACCGCCCAUGCGAAGAGGACACACACACAGACCUCGGAAAAUUCCGCUGAGAUGACUCCUCGGCCUUCAAAGAAACGGAGGGUGGAUGCGAACUCCGAUCAAGUAUUCAGUCUGUCAAACGGGUCGCUCCCUUCCGGCAUUUCAUCCCUGGGUAAGUUAUCGGCCAUGACGACUACAUCGUCAAAGUCUACAGCAUCCUCGGCCUCGGUCUCGGCCGCUAAAGGCUAUCGCUAUGCACUCCCACCGCCCUCAGCUGCGGAACUACUGUCCAGUGUCGAUUCAUACGGCAUUCCCAGUAAGAUGUACACGAGUCCGCAUUACUCGAGGGCGAGUGACGCGCCGGAAAGGCCGCGAGAAUAUGCUGGCCUUGUCUUCCAUUUGAAAGGCGGGUUAGGUUUGGAUACGCUGGACGAGUGGGUCAGCCACACCCCUGAUACUGUCCAGCGUGAAAGUGGCGGCAAAAGGAACCUUGAUGCGGUGGGUGUGACAGGCUGGGAAUACGCGAGCACACCCCCUAGUGCGAGAGAAACCCGUCGAUGGCUAGAGUCUCCACAAGGCCGUAACUUGAAAGCACUCAAGCAGGCUCGUCCUAAGCUACCUUCUCAGAUUGAGGGACCUACGCAAGCCAAUCCUUACGGCAUCAAGACCACGCCAUUAAAGUCGUCAAAGCCAAGCACACGCGAAAGGCAGAACAUGAGCAUUUUCUCGCUAGAGGUUUUUGCACCUUCUACAGGUGAUAGAGUACCUGAUCCCGAUCUGGAUGAAGUCGCGGUCGUGUUCUUCUCAUACCAAGACUCCGCGGAGUUCCCCUCAGGAGAGAACGGAACCUUCUCGUGCCAGCAUGGCAUGAUAGUGGUGGAGAACGAUCAGGUCAACGCUCGAAGGCUACGCGAUCUGCAACCUGAGUUCGAGAUGGUCAACAGUGAACUGGACCUUCUCAACCGUCUAAUCGAUAUGGUCGUCGACGUCAAUCCCGAUAUUCUCUCAGGAUGGGAAGUACAGGCUGCAUCGUGGGGGUAUCUUAGUGCACGCGCAAACGUGUACGGAUAUGACCUCGGUGAACAGAUUUCUCGCGCACCUGGAAGACAUAUCGGAGGUGGCUCCGAUCAAUGGGGCAUGAGGACAACGUCGACAUUCAAGGUGGUCGGUCGACAUGUCCUCAACCUGUGGCGCAUAAUGCGCUCAGAGCAGAGUCUUACAAGUUAUACAUUUGAGAACAUAGUCUUCCAUGUGUUGCGGCGGAGGACACCUCGCUAUUCUUUUGGGACACUCGCUGAAUGGUACUACAGUAAAACACCGCGGCAUACAGCAAAUGUACUGUACUAUUUUGCCUCUCGCACGUCCAUGGUCCUGGAGAUUCUGGAUGCUGCGGAGGUUGUCACCAAGAAUGCGGAGUUUGCUCGCGUGUUCGGGGUGGAUUUCUUUUCCGUCCUUAGUCGUGGUUCACAAUUCAAGGUCGAAUCAUUCAUGUUCCGUAUCGCCAAACCGGAGAGCUUUGUAUUAUUGUCCCCCAGCAAACAAGAUGUCGGCAAGCAAAAUGCUGCCGAAUGUAUGCCCCUUAUCAUGGAACCUCUAUCCGCAUUUUAUACCAGCCCACUUGUAGUGUUAGACUUCCAAUCACUGUAUCCCUCCAUCAUGAUCGCGUACAACUAUUGUUAUUCCACUUGUUUAGGUCGUGUUACGGACUUUAAAGGACAGUACAAGUUUGGCGUUACGGACCUGCGGCAGCCAGCUGGAAUACUGGCUACCCUGGAAGAUCAUAUCAACGUUGCCCCUAACGGGAUCAUGUAUGUCAAGCAGGACGUGCGGAAGGGUCUGCUGGGCAGGAUGUUGACGGAGCUAUUGGACACGAGAGUAAUGAUCAAGCAAGCCAUGAAGGGAGUCAAGGACGAUAAGGCCCUUCGACGUGUGCUGGACGCCCGGCAGCUCGGUCUCAAGUACAUCGCGAACGUGACGUACGGCUAUACGAGCGCGACGUACUCGGGCCGCAUGCCUGCAGUCGAGAUCGCCGACAGCAUCGUCCAGAGUGGCCGCGAGACACUCGAGAAGGCCAUCCGGGUCAUCAAUUCAACGAAGAAAUGGGGCGCCCGGGUCGUGUACGGCGACACGGACUCGGUGUUUGUUUACCUUCCGGGCAAGACCAAGGACCAGGCGUUCCGGAUCGGGUACGACAUGGCGGAGACGAUCACCGCGAUGAACCCCGCACCGGUGAAGCUCAAGUUCGAGAAGGUCUAUCUGCCGUGUGUCCUGAUGGCGAAGAAGCGUUACGUCGGCUUCAAAUUCGAGAGCCCUGACGAGACGGAGCCUGGCUUCGACGCCAAGGGCAUAGAGACUGUUCGAAGGGACGGGAUACCGGCGCAACAGAAGAUGACGGAGACCUGUCUGAAGAUCCUGUUCCGCACUCAAGACCUGAGCAAGGUCAAGGAGUAUUGCUGUCGGACAUGGGCAAAGAUCCUCGAGAACAAGGUCUCCAUCCAAGACUUCAUCUUUGCCAAGGAGGUCAGGAUGGGCACGUACAGCGACAAGGUCCCGCCGCCUCCAGGCGUCACCGUGGCCGCUCGGCUAUGGGACCGCAUCCCAUACGUCAUCGCCCGGGGGCACCCUGACAGCCGACUCGUCGACCGCGCAGUCUCGCCCGAAGAGCUCUCAACAACCCGUAAGCACCUCCCGCGCUCCCAGAAGCAUCUAGACGCGGCGUACUACAUCUCGCGCGUGCUCAUCCCGCCGCUCGAGCGGAUCUUCAACCUCGUCGGCGCGGACGUGCGCAGCUGGUACGACGAGAUGCCCAAGGCGCUGCGCACGGACCAGCCCGAGGCGGUCCUCAUGUCGCCGCGCAAGGCGAAGAGGCAGGCAAAUGCCGCCGCGGCGAACCCGUUCAAGAUCGACCAGCAUUUCCUGACGUCGCGGUGCUUGGUGUGCAAAGCGCUCGCACCUGGGGGGCUCUGCGAUUCGUGCCGCGCGCACCCACAGGAGACGAUCAGCGGGCUUCUCUCGCGCUUGCACGUUGCGGAGGACAAGCUUCGGAACGUGCAGACGAUCUGCUCGUCGUGUUGCAGCAUCCCGGCCGCGGAGCCGGUCAAGUGCGAGUCGCUGGACUGUCCGUGGCUUUAUGAGCGGAACAAGGUCGAGAACAAGGUCGAGGCGCUGGACGUUGUGGCAGAGUUGAUCGCGGAGCUGCAGGAUACGGAAGACACGCGCGAAGAGACGGUCGUGGACGAUAGCCCUGGUUGA